This is a messenger RNA of Closterium sp. Yama58-4, 6000 nucleotides long. The record is from the annotation of a GenBank genome assembly. Lineage: Eukaryota; Viridiplantae; Streptophyta; Zygnematophyceae; Desmidiales; Closteriaceae.
AUGGCAAACCCCUUCGCCCCGGCGGCGGCCUCCCCGUUCGGCGCGGCGCAACCAGCUUCCCCUUUCGGCGCCACUUCCGCCUUCGGCGCGUCCGCGACUCCCGCCAGUCCGUUCGGCCAAGCGGGCACAUCACUCUUCGGCGGGGGGGCGGCGACGGGGAGCGUGUUCGGCGCGACUUCUGCGCCCGCCUUCGGCGCGACUUCCACGCCUGCGUUCGGCGCAGCUGCGUCAACUCCCGCGUUUGGGUCCACGGCUUCACCUUUUGGCGGCGGCUCGUCGCUGUUCGGGCAGCAGCAGAAGCCAGCAGCCUUCGGCACGUUUGGGCAAACUCAGGCCAGUCCCUUCGGCGCGCCCGCCUUCGGCCAGCAGUCGCAGCCCGCGUUCGGAGCAGGCGGAGCGUUCGGCUCUACCGCCACCACGCCCACCUUCGGCGCCGCCACCGGCGCCGCGCCCGCGUUCGGCGCCGCCGCUCCCGCCUUCGGCGCGUCCGCGCCCGCGUUCGGCGCGACCGCGACGACGCCCGCGUUCGGCGCGGCGAGCGCGCCGGCGUUCGGGGCGACGGGCGGGCUGUUCGGGUCGACGGGCACGUCCGCUUUCGGCGCUGCGUCCGCGCCUGCUUUCGGCAGCCUCUCGUCGCCCAGCUUCGGAGCAUCAGCACCUGCGUUUGGAGCAACCACGUUCGGAGCCACACCCUUCGGAGCGGCAGCAGCAGCAGGCACAGGCAGCCGCAACCCCCCCUACGCGCCAACCAACGACACAGAAACCGGCACAGCGGGCCAGCUCGGCAAAUUCAUCUCCAUAUCAGCCAUGCCAGCCUACAAAAACAAGAGCCCGGAGGAGCUCCGCUGGGAGGAUUAUCAGAGGGGAGACAAGGGCGGGCCGGCACCAGCACAGGCAGGAGGAGGCCUCUUCGGCCAGCCAGCAGCAGCGGCGUCUCCGUUUGGUGCUGCUGCUGCUGCCCCGGCUUUUGGUUCCGCACCUGCGAACCCGUUCGGCCAGGCGUCCACGCCGAGCCUGUUCGGCUCGGCAGCUCCGGCGUUUGGCGCGGCCGCAUCCACGCCCGCGUUCGGCGCGUCAACCUCCCCGUCCAUCUUCGGCUCGUCUACUCCGGCCUUUGGCGCUGCGUCCUCCCCGGCAUUCGGAGCCACUGGCGGGUCUCUCUUCGGUGCUGCUGGCGCCACUGCGAGCAGCCCGUUCGGAGCAGCAGCAGCAUCCACGCCGUCUCUCUUCGGCUCGCCUGCUGCUGCCACCGCCUCCCCCUUUGGCGCGUCCACUGGCGCGUCUCUCUUCGGAGCGACCACAGGGGCGGCGGGUCAGCCAGGGGCGUCUCUCUUCGGCGCCUCUUCCCCCGCUUUCGGUGCCAGUGCGUUUGGGACUCCCGGUGCUGCUGCUGCUACCCCGGCGUUUGGUGCCACGCCGUCACUGUUUGGGACCGGAGCAGCCACGGGAGGAGGGCUUUUUGGAAGCUCCACGCCUGCUGCUGGCUCGACCGGGCUUGGGUUCGGGUUUGGCACGGCCGGGGCUGCUGGUUCGGCGCCGGGGUUUGGUGCGGGAGGGUCGCUGUUUGGAGGGGCGGCGGGAGCGGGCGGCACGACUGGGGCGGGGUUGUUUGGCGCGUCCACUGGGUCGGCGUUUGGGUUCGGAGGGGCGUUUCAGACCAAGCCUGCUGGACUCACUCAGUCUUCGGCGUUCCCCUCGUUUGGAGGGCUGGGAGCAUCGACGACCACGCCUGGCUUUGGAGCAUCACAGCCGGCCUUCGGCGGGGGGCUCUUCGGCUCCACCCCUCAGCUGGGCUCCUCUCCCUUCGGCACCUCCCUUGGAGCGACCGCUACAGGAGGCUUGUUCGGACAGUCGCAGCAGCAGCAACAGCAGCAGCAGCAGCUCCAGCAGCAGCAGCAGCAGCAGCUGCUGCAGCAGUUGCAGCAGUCGGGACUGCUCCAGUCGCCCUUUGGUGUGCUGCCUGCCAUGCCCAACUUCGGCCUCAGUGUUUCUGCUGGCGUUGGAGUCAGAGCCAGCACGGAGCUUGGCAUUUCCAGCAUGCCUGCAUCGGACCGCUAUGCAUCGGGAACGCGCGUGUCCUCCAUCCUCACGCCGCGCCGCAUCACCCCGCGCACGCGUGCACGCAUGCACCAUCCUGCUACGCGCCACUUCCACCCCGGGCGUGACACAGCCCGCGUGCCAUUCUUCUUCUCCUCGCCCGCCGACCAUGACGACAUCUCCCCCGCCGUGCCGCGCGCCGACGCCCUCUUUGUCCCCCGCGACAACCCCCGCGCCCUCUUCAUCCGCCACCCCGUCGCCCCCGCUGCUGGUGCGGACGCGAGCCCGAACGGAAAGAGCCCUGCUGCUGGGGGGACGCCAGGGAAGUCAGGCUCGCCUGUGAGAGGCGGAGGAGGGGUGGGGGGGUCGCCGCAGGGAUCAGACUACCAGUCGCCCCCUUCAGGGGCUUCUCCCCGGGAUGCUUUCUACGCUCCUUCCGCUCCUCCCUACGAUUCCUCUGACCUGAAUGGCAAUGGGGGGUCUCAGUCCCCCAGGAGCCCCUCUGCUGCCCGCGCUGGAGCCACAGGCGGAGGGUUUGGGUCCGCCAUGCCAUCCCCCACUCUCUCCCCUGCCUGGAACGGCUCCUUCUCCCCGCCCUCCCCCUCGCGCGGCACUGCCACCGGUGCGAAAGGUCCCGGGAUCGAAUCCCAGCUGCCGCAGUUAAAAUCCGCGGAUUAUUUCACCGAGCCGUCGCUCUCCGCUCUAGCUGCACUUGAACGAUCCCUCCCAGGGUCGCUGGCGCGUGUGAGGGAUUUCGUGGUGGGGCGGAAGGGGUUUGGGAGCGUGCGGUUUCUGGGCGAGACGGACGUGAGGGGGCUGGAUGUGGAGGCGAUAGUGCAGUUUCACAAGUGCGAGAUUCUGGUUUAUAUGGACGAGCAGAGCAAGCCGCCGGUGGGCGAGGAGCUGAAUAAACCCGCGGAGGUGACGCUGCUGCAGGUGGUGUGCGUUGAUAAGAAGACCGGCAAGGCGGUGACAGAGGGACCCGAGGUGGAGAGGUUUGAGCGCAAGCUGCGGCGCAAGACAGCGGAGCAGGAGGCGGAGUUCCUCUCUUUCAACGCCGCCAAGGGCGAGUGGCGCUUCAAGGUGCAACACUUCAGCCGGGUGUCUGUGCCACCUGGCGGCGUGUCACUGGACCGGGCGCUGCCAGCUCAGCUGGGGAUUGACCCAAUCAGGCUGCAGCAGAUGCGCCACGUCAUGUUCGGCUGUGGUGCAGGCGACGAUGAUAAUGGUGAUGACGGCGAGGGGUACAAUGGUGGGUUAGGGAGCGGGAUAGGUGGGGAGGAGGGGGACGGAGAGGUUUUGCAGAGUGAGGAGGAAGGGGAGGAGGGGGAGAAGAGCGGUGAAGAUGAGGAGAUGGAGGGGGAGGAGAAGGGCGGGAGAGAGGGGGGGAGAGAGGAGGGGAGGGAGUGGGUGGGGCGACGGCUGGUGUGCAGCCGGCAGGGCGGCAGCCUGGCCUCCCUGUGCAGCCGCUACAGCUCCCUGGCUGUAGCGGCUGCUGACGCCCUUGCUGCUGCCCGGGCAAAGGCUGGGCAGGGGCGGGUUGUAUCUGGGGUGGGGCGGGUUGUAUCUGGGGUGGGCGUAUCUGAGCGGCAGCUGCAGCACGAGCAGGCGGUUUGGCAGCUUGUGGACGUGCUGUUCUCUGAUUGGCAGGGCAGGAGGCGCAGUGACGUCAUGCAGGGGUCUGGAGGGGUGGAGAUGGGUGGAGAGUUUGAGGGAGGUGCUGGCGAUGGGUCAGGUGAAAAGGCAGGUGGUGGUUCAGGUGGGAAGUCUGGGGAUGGGUCGAUGGAGGAGGAAGAGGAGGAGAGGGAUGGGGAGGUGGAGGAUGGGUAUGGGGCGAUGGAGGGGAUGAGUGGGGGUGCGCAGCGGAAUGGGAUGGAGCAAGGUGAAAGGGUGAAGGGGGUACGGGAGGAAGCAACACUGAACAGGCGUCUGUUUGCAGAUGAUGAUGGAGAAGAGGAGGAGGAGACUCAAGGAGGCGCCGCCGCUGGUGCGGCUGGUGCUACUAGACAGCCACAGUGGAUUGGAGGGUCGGCAAACGUUGAGGAGGAAGAGAGGGGGAGUGAGGAGGAGGAGGAGGAGGAGGAGGAGGAGGAGCAGGAGGGAGUGACCGAGGAGGAGGAGGUGGAGGAGGAGGAGGAGGAGGAGGAGGGUGAUGAGGAUGAAGAGGAGGCAGGGGAGGGGGAGCAGGAGGAGUAUGAUGAGGAGACAAUGGCAUUGUUCCGCAGAGCGGAGUUCGGCGCAUGGCUGCAGGGUGUGGUGGCACCCGCCAUCGUGCACGAGCUCAACUCCCUCGCCACUGCCACCACCGCUGCCAACCCCAACACCUCAUUCAACACUUUCACCACCAAUUCCACUGCCGCUACUACCACUAUGCGUGCUGAAACCGCUGCUGAAGAUGCUGCAGCGCUGCCUCUGCGCGUGGCCUUUACCGCGCUUACAGGCAUGCAGGUGGAGACGGCUGUGGGCGCGGCUGCUCUCACAGGGGACGUGCGUCUCGCCGCCCUGCUCGCCCUUGCCCACUCCGCCCCCGCUGCCACGCGCGCCGACGCCGCCCGCCAGCUGGCGCUCUGGGAGAGGCUGGCGGGCGGGAAGGGAGACAGGGAGGGGGCUUCGAGAGGAGAGGCGGUUUCGUUGGAAAAAUUGGCGGAAGGGGCGUUGGUGAGUGUUGAGAGGCUGAGGCUGCUGCGGCUGGUGGGAGGGGAUGUGACUGGGGCGCUGGAGGGGAGACCGUUGGACUGGAAGAGACACCUCGGGCUGCUCAUGUGGUUCGGCAUGCCCCCAGCCUCGCCGCUAGGCUCGGUGAUUGGGGAGUUUAGGAGGAGAGUGAGGGUUGGGAGGGUGCCGAGGGCGAUUCCGUGGUACGAGGAGACGAUUGGGGUGGAUGGGGGAGAGAGGGCGGAGUGGGAGCGGAUUGGGGGAGGGACGGGGGGAGGUGAGAGGAGGAGGAAGGAGAAGGGAGAGGAGGAGGGAGAGGAAGGAGUUGAGGAUUCCAUAGGAGCAGUGCGGGCCAAUGAGGUGCUGCCAGCUGUGCACAUGGACUACGUGGCGCAGCUGCUAGCGGCCAACCAGCCCCACUGGGCGCUCUACUGCCUUCAGCACGUCCCGCCUUGCCGGAAGCUUCCGCGGUGGGCCCUGGAGCGCGCAUUCAGGGAGGUGCUGGCGGUGUCGUGCCCGGUGUGGGCGGCCAGUGAGGCGCAGCGCAGCUUCAUUGAGGGGCAACUGCUUGUGCCUCGCUCUUGGAUGUGUGCUGCUCAGGCGGUGCACCAUCGCUACGAGGGAAGAAGCGGUGACGAGCUGCAGUGCCUACUGGGCAGCUUCCAGUGGGACCGCGCCCACCAGCUUUUCAUGAACCACCUGGGACUCGGCUGCCUGGAUUCUGGCAGUCUGCCCGUUUUUCCCUGUCUCCCUGCAAGUGGCCAGCAACAUUUUUCUCAAGUCCAGCGGUGGGCGGAGGUGCAGCAGCUGAUGGAGGGGUUGGAGACACAUGGGAAGGCCAUUUACGGGUGGAAAGAGGGCGGGCGGCUGCUUUUGGACUACAUGCACCUGUCUGCCACCCUGGAAGGACAGGCGAUUCUGCCGACCGAAGAGCUGAAAGUGUCAGUGGCUGAUGGGGCAGAGGCACUCUCGGAGUUCUCUCAGCGCACAGCCCAGUCUCUCCACACCUUCCCCCAUGAUGCUGCCCGCCUGCGCAUGGUGUAUGCUCGCAUGCUUGACUCGCUCUCUCGCUCCUUCCUCACUCACACAGCAGCCGCCACAGCUGCUGCCGAUGAUGAAGCAGCAGCAGCAGCAGCAGCAGCAGCAGCAGCAGAAGCAGCAGCAGCAGCAAGCCCCUCUGCUCCCCUAGAUGCAGCGCUAGCCACCUCUGCCCUCCCUACCCUCCCUCGGGAUUCCCGCCUCGCUUUCACGCGCGAGGCGGCGUCAGAGCUCGCCAGCUGGCUUGCUGAGGUGGCACCCGUGCAAUAG